Cricetulus griseus (Chinese hamster) is the source of this 1051-nucleotide messenger RNA. The record is from RefSeq and is a predicted model, not a curated record. NCBI's taxonomy places the organism in Eukaryota, Metazoa, Chordata, Mammalia, Rodentia, Cricetidae.
CACACACACACACACACACAACCUUAGAAAGGCCCCCACCCCUCUGACUUCAUGUGCCCAGGCUCCUCUCCUGCCUGUAGUAGUGGGUGGCCUCAGCCUACCCCUCUCCAAGUACAGAGUAGGUCUAGGCAGCUAAUUAAGCAGAGGCAGGGGUCCCAACCCCAAAGAAAGAUCUGGAACCUGUCACUGCAUCCUGGAGGUCACCCAUGGCCUUUGGCACUCCUCUCUAUUAACUAACGGGCAUUUGGCUCACCCUGAGUGGAAUUUAUUCCACUUACCCUAACUUGUUUGCCAACAGCCCCCUUAUGAUCCACUCAAGUCUGGCACUUCUUGGCACCUGGUGGAGCACAGUGACAUGCAUGGCCCAGUUGGCCUGACAGGUCCUGAUAGGUAUGGCCCGCCCCUGGGCAAGGUGCCACCUACUAAAGCAUAAAAGCCUGGUAUCCCCAAGCAGUUCUUGAGACUGCCGCCAUGAAGGGGAGCAGCACUCUUCUGCUGGUGGCUCUAACCCUGCUCUGCAUCUGUGGGCUGUCUACAGCUGAGGAUAACAAUGAGUUUUUCAUGGAAUUCCUGCAAACGCUGCUGGUGGGAACCCCAGAAGAGCUCUAUGAGGGGCCCCUGGGCAAGUACAAUGUCAAUGACAUGGCCAAGGCAGCACUGGGAGAGCUCAAGUCCUGUAUCGAUGGCCUGCAACCUGUGCAUAAAGAGCAACUGGUCAAGCUGCUGGUAAUUGGGCUGGGACUCUCAUCCCCAAAUGUGUGCAGUUCGUCCAAACCCCACCCGUGAAUGACACUGAUCGCCAGUCUACCCCCCACCCCUAGACCUGCAUUAGCAAGCUGAGGUGGGGACCACACAGAGAAACCUCCAGAGUCCCUUAGUCCUGCUUCCCACAUAGGCAGUGCAUAUGCACACAACUCCCCAAGGUGCUAGGAAGGGUAGACCACAGUGUGCAGAACCUGCCUACUCCACUGGUAUGCACAGACCUGUCUGCCUCUGGGACUAGUAGCUCUCAUUGUUGGUUACCUGCUCUCCUGGUCCCCACACAUUUCUC